GCCCAAAAAACUAGGAAAGUUGAUUCACCUCAGACUCCUGGAUUUUGGAACUGGUCAUCGGAUGGAAAAACUUCCCUCCUCAAUAGGCAACUUGAGUUGCUUGUUGACCUUAAGGAUAGAUUUUACCGAAGUAGUUACCCUACCGAAUGUUUUUUGGAAGUUGAAAAGAUUGAGGCACCUAUAUCUUCCUCGUCGGAUCGAAAAGACAACAAAAAGGCUACAGUUUGCGGAUCUUACCGAGCUAAGAAUGCUGGUAAAUUUUCCAGCAUAUUGUGCUGACAUAAAGGACCUGACCACACUGACCAAUCUUAGGAGAUUGGAGAUUGUAGCAUAUGAUAAUGACUCGCUCCACAGUCUCCGGAUGAUGUUCAUGUCCCCGAUCAUCGCAUUCGGCAACCUCCGUGAUCUUUCCUUUUCAACUUUUGUCGGAUCCUUGGAUCCUCAUAUUGUUCGCAACAUGAGGGACGACAUUAUAUCAUCUUGUCCUCGUCUUCUGCUGCUGAAAAGUUAUAAGAAUGUAGUUUACCAGAAGACGGCUGACAUCUUCAGCCAAGAGGAAGACCAGCUACCAUGAGAAGCCCGACUCAGAGGCAGUUUCUAAUAAAGUUUGUGUCAAUGUCAGUGUGUAAUAUAUAUAUAUA
Molecule: messenger RNA, 641 nt
Organism: Hibiscus syriacus
Lineage: Eukaryota; Viridiplantae; Streptophyta; Magnoliopsida; Malvales; Malvaceae
Exons: 2
Coding region: 62-574 (170 amino acids)
Source: RefSeq, a predicted model, not a curated record